Molecule: messenger RNA, 590 nt
Organism: Psammomys obesus (fat sand rat)
Lineage: Eukaryota; Metazoa; Chordata; Mammalia; Rodentia; Muridae
Gene: Ppp1r27
Product: protein phosphatase 1 regulatory subunit 27
Exons: 3
Coding region: 104-568 (154 amino acids)
Molecular function (GO): phosphatase binding
Source: RefSeq, a predicted model, not a curated record
CUCGCUCAAGCAGGGGCGCUCACACAGAUCCUCUGGCCGGCAGACUUCUCACUCACACCUACUGAGGUGGGGUCCCCACAGAGACAGCCAGCUCAGCCCCAGGAUGCCGAGCAGAACCGUGCGCUAUGCCCGAUACAGCCCCCAGCAGCGGCGGCGGAGGCUGCUGGCUGACCGCAGCGUGCGGUUCCCUAAUGACGUUCUCUUCCUGGACCACAUCCGCCAAGGCGACCUGGAGCAGGUGGGGCGCUUUAUCCGGGCUCGGAAAGUGUCCUUGGAAACGAUCCAUCCCUCAGGCCUGGCUGCUCUGCACGAAGCUGUGCUGUCCGGGAACCUGGACUGUGUGAAGCUGUUAGUCAAGUAUGGCGCCGAUAUUCACCAGCGGGAUGAGACCGGCUGGACACCACUGCAUGUCGCCUGCAGUGACGGGUACGCUGACAUAGCCAGGUACCUCAUCUCUUUGGGGGCAGACAGAGACGCAGCCAAUGAUGACGGCGACCUGCCUUCUGACCUUAUCGACCCGGACUUCAAGGACUUGGUGGAACUCUUCAAAGGAACCAGCAUGGACUGAGCCAGCCCUGCACGCUGGGGCU